AUAAAAAUCUCCCCACUCCACUUCUAAAUCGAAUCCACCUCCGCACUUAUCCUCUCCCAAAUCCUCCCAACACCAACACCCCGAGACAACAAGAAAGCAAAAGAAAAAAACAAAAAUGCCACCCCCUCAAUACACCUUCAAUACCAGCUCAACCCCCAUCCUCCUCCUCAAAACCAAAUCCUCCCCCAAAGACAGCUACGAAGAGUACUUCUCCGCACACGGCUACACCCCCACCUUCAUCCCAGUCCUGGAACACCACUUCCACACCCCGAACCUCUCAACCGUGCAGCACCUCUUCCAAUCCGGAGACCUAACCCCAGGCCCGGGGCGCAAAUAUGGUGGGCUGAUAUUCACAAGCCAGCGAGCCGUAGAAGGGUUCGCGGCCACCCUCGACGACAUCGACGGCUCCAUCAAACAAACCUCCUCUCAAUCCCUAAUCCUCUACACCGUCGGGCCCGCCACCUCCCGAUCCCUAACCUCUAUCCGAGACGAGCACCUCCCGCACGCUACAAUCCUCGGUUCAGAGACAGGGAACGGCGAGAACCUAGCGCAGCUUAUCCUCGAGCACUAUAACUCGCUGUAUGAUGCGUCGCACGAGCCGAAGCCGCCACUGUUGUUUCUUGUUGGUGCACAGCGGCGGGACAUCAUUCCCAAGACGUUGAUGGCGGAGUCGCUGGCGCCGGGCCAGCGGAUCGGGGUUGAUGAAUUAGUGGUGUACGAGACGGGCGUAAUGGAGGGGUUUGAGGAGAGUUUUGCGGCGGCCGUUCGGGCUGCAGGGGAGUUCUUGGCUGGGGGGUUGGAGAGGGCGAUUUGGGUGGUUGUGUUCUCGCCGACGGGGUGUGAUGCUAUGUUGCGGGUUUUGAAGGCGCUUGGGGGUGGGAAAAGGAGGGUGUUUAUUGCUACGAUUGGGCCUACGACAAGGGAUCAUUUGAGGAAGUACGAGUUUGAGGCGGAUGUUUGUGCCGAGAAACCGAGUCAGGAGGGAGUGGGGAUGGGUAUUGAGAAAUUUAUGGAGAAUUGGAGAAAUAGGGUAGGGCAAUAGGUCCGUUUGCCUCUGAUCGAGUUUGUACCUAUACCAGUAUCGUAGUAUAUACCCGUCGUUAUGUUUGAUGACAGUCUUACCCUGGCUGAGCUCCUAGACAACAAUGUAUUUCCAGUUCAAGACUGACAAGCGUAAGACCGGCUUAUCCGUUAAACAAUUGAAAGCACCAGACGCCCGAAAAAUUGUCAAAAAGGCCAAUCAUAAGACUCUGCCAAUAUCGUAGUCGAUGCGCGAGCGUACUACCCUGGCUUGUCGUCUAUGCAACUAGAUAUUAAGUGCAUGGGUUCGGUCAUCCCACCCUAUUUAUCCCGACCUGUAUUCCAUCCUCGCCGAUGGAUAAGCUGUCCAUGGCAUAUGCAUGUUAUGUUCAAUCGCAAGCUCACCGCAUGAUCUCCUCAUAAAUUAGGGCUGUAAUUGUUAGU
Messenger RNA from Aspergillus alliaceus, 1464 nucleotides. Its product is annotated as uroporphyrinogen-III synthase HEM4. Gene Ontology annotation, biological process: uroporphyrinogen III biosynthetic process. The transcript is spliced from 2 exons. Gene Ontology annotation, molecular function: uroporphyrinogen-III synthase activity. The record is from RefSeq and is a predicted model, not a curated record. NCBI's taxonomy places the organism in Eukaryota, Fungi, Ascomycota, Eurotiomycetes, Eurotiales, Aspergillaceae. Bases 116 to 1042 code for a protein of 308 amino acids.